UAAGGAGAGGCGGGGCCUGGUCGAGCCUUGAUUGGUCCUGGUGCGCAAGGGCGCGGAUCGUGGUGCCGGCUGCGAGCUGCUGUGGUCGCUGGGGCAGAUUAGCUCUGCUGCGCGUUGUGCAAGAUGAGAAAGGUGGCUUUGAUCACCGGGGCGAGCAGUGGCAUUGGGCUGGCCCUUUGCAAUCGGCUGCUGGAAGAAGAUGACGAGCUUCACCUGUGUUUGGCGUGUAGGAACCUGAGCAAAGCAGAAGCUGUUCGUGAUGCCCUGCUGGCCUCUCACCCCUCUGCCGAAGUCACCAUUGUGCAGAUGGAUGUCAGCAGCCUGCGGUCCGUGGUCCAGGGUGCAAAGGAAGUCAAACAAAAGUUUCAAAGAUUAGACUACUUAUAUCUGAAUGCUGGGAUCAUGCCUAAUCCCCAGCUAAAUAUCAAAGCAUUUUUCUUUGGCAUCUUUUCAAGAAAUGUGAUUCAUAUGUUCUCCACAGCGGAAGGACUGUUGACCCAGAAUGACAAGGUCACUGCUGAUGGGUUCCAGGAGGUGUUUGAAACCAAUCUCUUUGGCCACUUUAUCCUGAUCCGGGAAUUGGAACCUCUUCUCUGCCACAGUGACAACCCCUCUCAGCUCAUCUGGACCUCCUCUCGAAAUGCAAAGAAAUCUAACUUCAGUCUUGAGGACAUCCAACACACCAAAGGCCAGGAACCCUACAGCUCUUCCAAAUACGCUACCGACCUUCUGAACGUGGCUUUGAACAGGAAUUUCAACCAGAAGGGUCUGUAUUCCAGUGUGAUAUGCCCAGGGGUAGUAAUGACCAAUAUGACUUAUGGAAUUCUGCCUCCCUUUGUGUGGACCUUGCUCCUGCCGGUGAUGUGGCUGCUUCGCUUCUUUGCAAACGCUUUCACCAUGACCCCGUACAAUGGAGCAGAAGCACUGGUGUGGCUUUUCCACCAGAAACCCGAGUCUCUCAAUCCUCUGACCAAAUACCUGAGCUCUACCACAGGCUUUGGGACGAAUUAUGUCAGGAGCCAAAAGAUGGACAUAGAUGAAGACACUGCUGAGAAAUUUUAUCAAACCUUACUGGAUCUGGAAAAGCGUGUUAGGAUCACCAUUGAAAAAUCAGAUCACCCGAGCUGAUGGCGACUGUCUCCAUAGCACCCAGCACCUGCUGUACGUCCGGGAUGUGUGCCUGUCCAUUGUGCCGGAUGAUGCCCAUCUGUAGUAAACCAUAAGCCGUGAUGAUCUCUGCUCCUCCCUUUCAGAACCAUCUCCAAGACUGUGUGUGUGCACAUGUGCAGGCAUGCACAUAUGUGUGAGAAAGGAUUGGCAAAAUAGAGGAACUAAGUAAAUACCCUGCAUGAGUGUCCUUUUGGAUUACUAGAGGCUUCCUGCAAAGCAUCUCCAUACAUUCUGCCACCUGGAGCCCAGCAGAUUAACUUGAGUGACUGGGUCACUUGAACCUCCUUUUAGUCCCAGCAAGGAGGGGCAGUGCCACUGAGAAGUAGUUCUAGCUUCUUUUCUUUCUUUUCUUUUCUUUUCUUUUCUUUUCUUUUCUUUUCUUUUCUUUUCUUUUCUUUUCUCUGUGAUUGCUUUCCUAUCCUCUGUGGUCUUCUUCAUAUGCUGCUCUGAAUAAUCUCACAGGAUCGCCCAUCCCAGCGGUCCCCACGUGAUUAUCCACACAGUCUCAGGAGCAAAAUGCCAAUGCGUUUGGGCCUCUUGCAUUAUUUCUUCUCUUUGAAAGCAUUUGUGUUUUUACCAGGCAGUGGAGCCGAAUCUCUAGUUAACAUCUGUAGAUGUGUUCGUAAGAAGAGCUUAUCUUCAUGAUCAUAUUUCACUGGAAUUAAAAUUAAAGCAAAAAUUAUUCAUGUUUUAAUAAGAUUAAAAAAACAAAACCAACAAGAAAACUGCUACUAGGCCAUGUGCUGGCAUCUGGUUAAUAAUGGAAGUAGAAAGAAAUAGUUUUUAAUGUGUCUGUUUAUAUGAUAAAUUUUUCAAACUUUUUUUCCAUAAAACUUAAAAGAGCCACACCUAGCAUCCUUUGCUAUGAAUCAGAAUGCUAAAGAUGGCUAGAUAUUUUUUCAUAAAUAAAGCCAUCCUAAUCACUUGGGAUAUAAUAAAGUCAGUAAAAAUUUUUAAUAAAAAUCCAAAAAUACAUAAAUAUCAUUUCCCUACAGCUUGUGCUAUGAAAUUUUUCUGAUUAGAGUUUCUCUAAUUUUGUUGACCAAGAUUUUUUUUGUAAAGAUACCGAUGAAAAUGGGUGCACCAUCCUCCCCCCAUCUUUGGGAAAUGAGGGUGGAGCUUAGCAUGGGGCUGUUCUUUGUUCAUUCUUUGUCCACUCAGAGCUCCCAUUUGGAAAAGGCUCCUUCUCCACAGUGAGCUCACAUUUAUUAUAUAAGGAGAAACCUCUUUGCUCUGUUGCUCACUCAUGGGUUAGCAGUGAGGAGGGAAUCGAUGGUCUAUGUGGACCAUGAACACCCUCAUUUUUUAAAGAAUGAUGAAGUUCAUUAGCAAUCCAUAACCCAGAGUGCCUGGGUCCGCUGUGCGUAAGGCACCAAUUGACCAUGGCCCUUCUGACAAACAGUCGGUUCUGUUCCCCCAGCAUUUCCAGGAGACAGCAUGGAGCACUGCAGGAUGGAAUGUGGGAGGACUAUGGAUCCUGGGUUGGGUAGACAUAAUCUAAACUGGCCUUGAAUGAGAAGAAGAGCUUGGGUUUUGGUUAUUUGUGAGAUUGAGAAAAAGCAUGUCCUUUUCCAGUGUUGUCAACUUACGAACAUCACGUUAUUCAUAGAAUUUCUUUUUGCUGGCUGCAUUAGUAAUUCCCUCUGUUUUAUUCUUGAGUUAAUAUCUUUCCAUUGUCAAUAGUGCAGGAGGUUUUCCAUUUUGCUGGUGUUUUCAGAGACCCAUGUUUCUGCCUCACUGAUCUUUUUUUUUUUUUUUUUUUUUUUUUUCCUUUUUUUUUUUUUUUUUUUUUCCCUUUUUUUUUUUUUUUUUUUUUUUUUUUUAAUCCCUAGUUGCUUAUAUAUUUUCCACAGAGGUCUUAGCUCUGCUUAUUUUAAUUAUCUUUUUGCUCUCAUUGGGUUAAAAUAAACCAUCUUUUCCAGUUUCUUCA
Cricetulus griseus (Chinese hamster) is the source of this 3100-nucleotide messenger RNA. Lineage: Eukaryota; Metazoa; Chordata; Mammalia; Rodentia; Cricetidae. The record is from RefSeq and is a predicted model, not a curated record.